Molecule: messenger RNA, 7146 nt
Organism: Diatraea saccharalis (sugarcane borer)
Lineage: Eukaryota; Metazoa; Arthropoda; Insecta; Lepidoptera; Crambidae
Source: the annotation of a GenBank genome assembly
CCCUAUAUCUCACAAUUACUAACACAUAAUUCGAUGUAUUCGUUUCUCAGCUACAGCAAUCUCAGCCAUUUGUAUCAAUAUAUACAAUGACACUGGCCCAGGGAAUGUGGGAGCCUCUCACCUGGUUACAAAAUAAAGUUUAAAUAACAAACACUAAAUUAAAUUAAGACUCAUCAAACAGGUAGCAAUUAGCGUUAUUCUCACAGCCGAUCUUUGUGUUUAUGCAAGAGGUUUAAUAUCAUCAGAAGAAAUUCACCAAGUUAUCCAAUCCGAGCAUUCGUUAGACAAUGAGUGAGGAAAUGAAAGUGAUUUUGUGUUACGUUAUGGCGACAGAACAAGUUGCGCUACAAUUACACUAGUUAUUUUAUUAUUAUUUUUUGUUAAUAUUGUUAUAAGACUUUCUUAUAUUUGGGCUUUGUCCGUGUUUGUGUAACAGGGCUGUUAGAAUAAUAUAUUGUUUGUUACAUAAAUAGGAUGAAUGAUGGAUUGAAAUUUUCAUUAAUAUAUUGCUUUAGAUCUAUUUGCAUUGACAAUGCAGUUUAUAUUUAUGUUAAGGAGAUGGAAUCUCAUUUUUUAAUUAUUUUGUUAAUAUAUUUCCGUUUUAAAAAUAAUAUUGAUAAUUUUUUCACAGUCGAAAAUACAAUAGUUACCUCUUAAUUUUUUUAUAAUGCAUUUAUAAUAUUAAGAUUAUAAAAAUUAUUUAAUUAAUUUUAUGUUUGUUAUCGGUUAUAAAUUUGAUUAUUUAUGACCCCUUUUCAACUAUCUCAAAUGGCUGGAGCUACCGAAAUUGCGCCACAAUUGAAAUUUUCUCGCCCACCCACGUUAAAUACGUGUUCAAUUGCUAAUACCAUUAUCAACUUUCAUUGCAUCAUCAUCACGUUAAUUAUAUUGUUUGUCCGCGGCCACCGCUUGUGAUAGCAAUUUAAAAGCUAUCUGUUUAGCUCAUCAGGUUUUAAAGUCGUCCAAUGUUUGCUAAGAGUCAUCGGAUGGAUGCAAACAUCUCACGGGCUGGUAGGCAACAGCGCUCCGGCGUAGGCGCUGGCGGUACACAUUGCAACGUGCCGUUUCAAAUCCAAGGUCUUUCCUAGUGGAAGAGAACGGAGUUUCCUGCGACCGCCUAUCUCUCGCACACGGACACGCGCACGUGCACACACACGCGCCCACGUGUCAAUUCUUUGUGUUUCAAUAUUUCCUAGCUACCGUUGAGGCAUCUUCUUUUUGUGCCAACCACGGGCGUUUGAAGUUUGAGCCUCCGAGCGCUUCAUUAUAUAGGCGACGGGCGAUGCGCGCGCGCUCAGUUAGUGUGUCACUGGAGCCGCCGCGAGAGGUGGCCUGCAAGGACCGUGUACCACGCCGCCAACCUUUUUUUCUGUGCGUGCGAUGUUUUCACUUUCGUCAUUUUGACCGGGCCAGUUUGAAUUGACGUCGCCCGCGCACGGACGUGUCUAAGAUCGGACGUUGUGAUUAUCCUGUGAUCGCUGGUGCUUCGGAUUGUUUGUUUUUUUUUUACACAUAUAUAUUGUAUGAAAAUUGUUGUAUUGUGCGAAAUGGCUGUGAUACAGUGCUAAGUAAUAUGUUCGAUAGCGACAUCCUUUAUAAUUUUUACAAUGAGCUUGCCAAUCGUAGUGCUCUACAGUUUGCAAGUGCUGGAAUGAUGGGCGAGGGGCUGCUGACGCUGACGUACGGCAAGCACCACGCCUGCAUAUUGAACGAGGUGGGUGCUGCGUGGCGCGGCGCCCGAUACUCCGACCUCAUCAUCGUGUGUGACGACGCGGUGCCGCUGGCCGCGCAUCGCAUCGUCAUGGCGGCCGCCAGCCCUCUCAUCAGAAAAAUUCUCGAUGAGUCCCCAUCCAUCGAGUAUCCCGUCACCAUUCAUAUGUCAGGGAUAAGCAGUACGCUAAUGAAGCAUCUUCUGGUGUUCUUGUACAGUGGACAAGCAUAUAUAGAGGUGAGCAUAUUAUACUAAACUUUAAAAAUCAUUCAAAUCAUAUUAAAUGAACUAUAAUAAUUCUUCUUAAUGAAAAUAAGUAUAAGUAUAGCAUUAUGAAUGCAAAAUUGAUCAAAUAUUAUAUCUUUUAUUAUUGCCUAUUUGUUUAGAGUUUGGAUUAUUACAAUAAUGGAGUUAUUAAAGCAUGCUUAUGUUUAUUUCCAGUCUGGUGAGAUUGAUGACAUGCAAGAACUAUUUGAACUUCUCGAAAUCAAAUCUGACGUAUGGAAAUCGACAAAGGAACGGCAACAAGCGGAAGAACGGAGUAGAACGUGCGAACAACUCAAGUCUAAGACAGAUAUCAACAGUAACGAGAGCAGUAAACAUGACGCACCUUCCGGCUCUUCACAUUCAGAAAGUGACUCGAUAACACCUAGUGCAGGAUACAGUAAAGAGAUGCAGAACCCAGGCGACUCGGAAUCACUCAGUAUAAAGAAGGAAAACAUGUACACGAGUAGUAAUGACGAAAGGGAUGAGGAUGAACAGGACAGUGAAAAUAGAGAUAAGGAAUGUCGAAGGUUGACGUCGCGGCGGAGAAGUUCGUCUAAUCCAGUUAACUUAUCUGUACAAAGGAAUUCUGAAAAUACAGGCAGCGAACAUGACGACUCCCAAGACGUGGACGUCGAAACGGUCGCGGCUAAGAACAUAGGCAGAAGAAGAUCGACGUCGUCGAGUCAGGAUGAUCCACCCCCGGAAACAGUGUACAGACGACAGCUUCUCAGCGAUCGCCUGAGCAGAGGCAUCGAGAGGGCGAAACGAAAAUCGCACUAUCUCGAACCGCCUGAACUCGAUUUGCGGACGGUGAAACUCGAAGACUACGCGCAUCUGAAAACGCCCGACCAAGAUCUAAUGUCCCUCGUCCAGACGUCGCCCGAGAGCUACGUCGUAACGCCGCAUCGAAAGCGGCGGCCCGGCUUUCACAACUCGCCUUCACAGAAUCCGCCGUUCGUCUCGUUUCCUCCGAGCUACCUCGAGGAGAUGGCGCAGCUGCGGUACGCGGGGGGCGCGGGAGCGGCGGCGGCGGCGAGCGCGCGUCUGGCGGCGCUGCACCCGCUGAGCGCGUCAGCGCCGCCGUACCUGCCGGAGCGCGCCGGCACGCCGCCCGCCGCCGCGCCGCACGAGGACGCCCUCAGUAAGUACCGGCCCCCCUCCGCCGGCCCCUGGAGCCCGUGGCUGUGCGCGCCCCCGCCCGGCACCGACGACGCGCCUCCCGAGCACGACCCCGGCUCCAGCAAGCAGGCACCCGUGCGCGAAUACCGCUGCGAGUAUUGCGGCAAACAGUUCGGCAUGUCCUGGAAUCUCAAGACGCACCUCCGGGUCCACACCGGGGAGAAGCCGUUCGCGUGUCGGCUCUGCGUCGCGAUGUUCAAGCAGAAGGCGCAUCUCCUGAAACACUUAUGCUCGGUCCACCGGAACGUGAUAUCGUCGAGCGAGAACGACGGCCGGACGAACACGCCGGGCCGUUUCAACUGUUGCUUCUGUCAGCUGACGUUCGAAGCGCUGCCGGAGCUGAUCCGGCAUUUGUCAGGGCCGCACAACAGUCUGCUGCUCAGCAAGAACUUGCACGAAUGACGUCCGCCGCCGUGCCCGAGGCCGUGCGACUCCUCUCUCUUUGAGAGUUCAAAUGUGAUAUGCGUUCGAGAAGGACGUAGGGUUAAGUGUUAGUUUUAAGAGGUGUGAUGUUGCCGAGCGACGUCCGCGGUGAAAUGUCCGCGGCCGGUGCGGGUGCGACGACUAAUAAUUUAUAAAAAUCACGAGUCCGCCGAGCGGGUCCGGGUCGUUGUAAUUUGUUUAAAAAUUAUAAUUGGGGCCCGGCGACUUCCGGAUAGUAUUUAUUUGAAAUAUGUAUUUCGUUAGGGUAAAUAUUAUUUAAAAAGCCACCGACGCAUUAAUUCCUUAAGCGUAGACAAUAGUCACGUCCCUGUCGAUGAAAAGUUGCGAAAGAAGCCCAGAGCCGGAGCGACGACGUCGCCUUAACUACCUCCUAAUUUAAAUCAGUAUCUCGACGACACUGGACGACGUCGACGCUAGGGUCUGGGGUUGAUUGCGUAUUUUCGUUUGCGAGAGUAUGCAGUCAAUAACUCUAGUCAGAAUUGGAACUAUGAUUCGUAUAUCGAUACGUAAUGAAAGUAUCAAGUAUCUCUAUAUAUACCUAUAUAGAUCGUAUUGGUAUUUUCUUGUGAAGUUUAAUCACUUCGUUUUAUCUAAAAAGAUAACUUACAAUUUGUAAGCAUCUAAUGUAAUUAAUAAUGAUGUACAUAUUUUAUUUUACGUCUCAAGCGUUAAUUGACCAGACUAUUACAGUAGUAAGUACAAUACAAAUAUGAUUUCAUGAAACAUUUUGUUGUGUUUUAUUGUCCUGUCUAUACAGCCAACUGUCUUCCAUUUAUUUUAAUUACUGAACUUGACUAUAGUAAUAUUAAAUCUGAAAAUUUGAACUUUAUAAACGCACUUACUAAAAAAUAUGGAGUGUAUGUUUGAAAUUAUUAUUUUAGUGAGCGUCUAUAUUGGGUUCAAUUCUAAUCUGUCAUCUACUUAUAUUACUACUACUAUUCUUACGCUUGAGGCAUUCCAAGACUAAAUAGUGCAAUGAAUGCGUCUGUACUCACUCGUUCCAGAGUUGUAUUAAACUGACUUGAUAUUUUUCGCAGCUUUUUAAAGACAUAUAAAAAUCUCAAUAAAUAGGACCUAUCAAUAUACGUAUUUUCUAAAGUAGAAAAAAGAAUGUGUUCGUUUAUAAAUGUACAUUUAACGUUAAUUAUAACGGUAUGCCUCUAAAUCCUUCCAUUCGUUAUACCGUCUUUACACGUUAUGUCGAUUAGCACCAAAGAUAUGUAAAACGUAUUUUAUAUUCGUCAGACGACGAUGUUUGGUGUAUAGGACAGACAAAUAAGAGAAAUUAAAGGGACCUGAAAUUAUAAAUGAUUUGUUAAUCUUAACUAUUGUAGGUACCAAUUUGAUAAUCUCACUUUAGUUACUAACUCGGUAUACAUCUUUAAACAAUUCCGUAAUUACACUACUCGUACGUACGAUGCUUGUAUAAUGUAUAUGUUUCUAUUUUUGGAUUAAUUUACUGUUUAGUAUUAAUACCAGGCAUUAUUUUUUUAAAAGCUUCUCUCUUUUUUUUAAUUGUUGAAUUAUAUUUUUCAAAACCAAUUUCUAUGUUGAAUACGUUUUUGUGGCCAGUUAUUAGCGAACUUUUUUAUAGUGAAAGGCUGGGUGUUCAUAAUUAUAAUCCUCUUUAAGGUUUAAGUUAAACGAAACUUUGAUAUUAUGUUUUUUUUUUUAGUUUCCGUGGGUUUCACUCACAUAACACAGAUCCAUAUUUUAUUCGGAACAAGUUUUGCUUUUCAUUAAUACUCAUUUUGUACAAUUCGUACAGCGGUUGUUCGUGAGGCCGAUUCCUGUGUAGCGGCGCUAUGUGCUUCUGAAUGCAAUAUUUGUUUAAGUAGUAAUUCUAUUUCGAUUAAAUAUAAAACUAAAGUUACCAACAUGUUGUUCAAAACUUAGCGUAAAAUAUCAAUUCGAAUUGCUUUAAUGUUUUGUUUUGUACGUUACCUAUCUACCUGAUAACUUUUUUUGUGUAUUGUUUGUUUUAUCGUCGAUUAUUGACGUAUUAUUAAUUGGGGGAACAAAGUAAUUAUUAAGAAAAAUAUCGAUUGUGAUUUCGUGGUAACAUUAGAUUAUUUUAUGUGAUAAUCGUCUGUUUUAAUUGUAAGUAGGCACGUCGGGGACUCAGUCUUCCAUUGCGUUUUCCAUGGUUUCGACUUUAAUGUUUGUAUUAUAUAAAAAAAAUUAGUGUAAGUUUAAAUGCUGCAUGACAAAAUUGCCCCUAACCUUUAACUGCCUACCGUGAUACGAAGUUUCCUAUUCGAACAAAAUGUACAUGAACAAUUCGAUAGUGAUAUGACGAUGGCAGUCUCGUCAUUAGUUGUGAUAAUUGAUGAGCCGGCUGCACCCGGCCCGCCUUACUGUCAAUGCAAGUUAAAUCCUGUAGAUUUUCAAAUUUUUAUAUUGACAUUUCUAAAGGUUUGUUAUCAAUUUAUUGUUAAAAUACACAGUAGAGUUAUUGAAGUAAAAGAAUUUAAAAAUCAUCAAUAAAACAGAAUAAAUGUGUAACUUUAAAUUGUUAACAGACUGGAAAGAUUUGGACUCGUCCGAUAAAACGAAAUAUUAUAUUCUAAUUCAUGACGUUUGUUAAGGAAUAAUGUAAAUAUUAACUAGAUAUUAAGUUGAUGAUCAUAAAAAAAAGCUUAACUUAAACUUGUUGAACUUGAAUAUUGAUUUUUCUCUGUUAAUUGUAAAAUAAAAUUUACUUUGUAAGUUAUCACUUAGUGUACAAUAUUUUUGUAGAUAUUGUUUAGAACAUUAACAUUCUGUAAAAAUGUGUUCUUACCUUAGUAAAUUAAAUAACGGAAAUAUUUUAGUUACCCACAUUAUGUUUCUUUAUUAUUUUAUUGUAAGAGAAUCCUUGUACAGUAAAAAACGGAAAAAAUAUUUUGGUACGUUGAAAAUCGAACAAAAAUACUAGUUUAUUUUACCUACACACCUUAUUAAUCUGUAUUAUUUAUACUAUAUAUAAAACCAAAAUAACUAUUUUUCUUUGUGAAAAUUUAUUAAAAAAGCUACUGUGACCCUAAGUGUGGGCUAUGUUCUAAUAAGAAAACACUCUGAGAAGGAAUUCGAACCCACGACCUUUCGCAAUCCCGGCGACUGCUUUAACCACUGAGCUAUCCAGGACCUAACAGAACUGACGAAUUUUUCAAGCACUUGUUACUUUUUCACUACUACAGAGCGUAUUUUCAUAAACAGCAAGAAAUAUUUUCACAAAUAUUUUUAACUUGCUAAAAAGAUUUCAUUUAUUCUUUUUUAUUUUUUAUUUUUUUUUUUCAUUUUCAUAAGGAAAGUUUUCCAGUACAGCGUUAUGAAUGCAAAAUUAAUCGAAUAUAAUAAUUUUCUUUAGUUACACAUCAUCCAAAUAAAAAUAUUAAGCUUAAUUUUUCCUGUAUAUCUAAGUAUCGCAGAGGAUAAUUCGUUUUACAUAGGAGCAGACAUUAGUAAUACAAUGGCGUCUUGGUAAAUCCAUCAUAUAGGUAUUGUUGUUAUUUUGUCUCCUAUUGAAAAGAAGUGUGUCACAAAGAGGUGUUAUUAAGACGCCA